AUGGAUCUCUCCAACAUCUUCCGCAUUGUCAACAUCGGUAUCGGUGUUCUUAUGGUCCUCGGUGGUAUCUCUCAAUUCUUCCCUGCGGAAUUCGGACGUAUUAUCCUCGGUGCAUACGUGAUUAUUUUCGGACUCAUCGUUGCUGGCUUGGAAUUCCUGCCUCAGGUCCCUGACUAUGUUUACCGCUAUGGUUCUUUCCUCUUUUCCUUCCUCGGCCGUGGUGUUUUCUAUAUCUUCGUUGGCAGCAUCCUUCUGCACGACCACGUUUUGCGGAUAAUCGCUGGUUCUGUCAUCGGCAUCUUCGGUAUCGCUUAUGUUGCUCUCGAAUUCUUCCCCUCCAUCGAGCCUCCCUCCAACAUGCGUGAGACCGACCAGAGCUGGGGUGCUGAGCAAGUCUAA
This is a messenger RNA of Aspergillus calidoustus, 399 nucleotides long. The record is from the annotation of a GenBank genome assembly. Lineage: Eukaryota; Fungi; Ascomycota; Eurotiomycetes; Eurotiales; Aspergillaceae.